Molecule: messenger RNA, 2664 nt
Organism: Nerophis lumbriciformis (worm pipefish)
Lineage: Eukaryota; Metazoa; Chordata; Actinopteri; Syngnathiformes; Syngnathidae
Source: RefSeq, a predicted model, not a curated record
AUGGAGGACUCGGAGCCCGCAGAGGACGGCCUGCUCGCGGGCUUGCGCUGGAACCGGAGCGCGCGGGACCAGGCUCAGCUCAAACACAAAAUCCGGGACCUGCCGGGACUGCUUAAACACGGACUGCACCUGCGGAAGAAGAGCCAAUCACCUGACACAAUCCCCGGACCGAGCGCCGGUCCUACAGUCAACAAGUCUUGCUCCCAGAGUUUUCCGUGUGCCGGCCGAGCGGUGAGAAACGGCUUCCUCUCGCACGGACCGUACCCGGCGAAAGACAAGAUUCACCUAGCCAGAAUCAUACGGCGCAGUUAUGUUGGCGUGGAGUUGGUGCAGUGGCUUUGCGAGCAGUGCGUCUACGUGCGAUGUCGGACCACCGCCGUGCGGGUGUGGCAGGUUCUACUGGAGUUGGGAGUCCUCCUGUCUGUGGACCAGCGAGUCGUCUUCUCCGACUCCAACACGUACUACCAGUUCAGUUUCGAGGAGUGCGACUCCACCUCCUGCGAGUUUCGUGCCAACGAAGGGGAGUGGCCAGAGGCUGUUAGACUCCUCCUACAACUUGCUCCGUAUGUUCAGUUUCGCUGCGGGGACAGAACCAACAGCCCGUCGGAGGAGGACUCUGAGGGAAACCGCGAUGUGUGCAGCGAGAUCCUCCAGAUGAAAGCCUUAGAAAUGCUCACAUCUACCGUCCAAAACGAGUUGGCGGCAGCUCUUGCCCGAAAGACGCGCAAAGCUUUAUCAGAGCAGGACUCUGACAUGCCUGAAACGAGUCAGCAGAACGUGCGAUCGCCAUCUACAGAAACCAGCCCGUUGGGCGGCGUGUGCGCCCUGCAAGGUGGAGGGGGUAACGGCGGCGGGACCGUGUGCGGCCGAGAGGAACUGACCAACCGACUGGGCCUCGAGGCCGUUCAGCGUCUGGCUAAGGACGGCUGCCGGCUGUUGCAGAACCACAACUAUCGCUUGCCGGACAGGAACCAGGCGGAGGUGGUUGGUAGGGUUUGCCUGAAGGAGCGAGGACGCGACGUGCUAGUGUUGCAAAGAGUGACAUCGUCGCUGACAUCACCGUCGGAACGCCCCUCGCCCACAUCGUCAGGGGGUGGGUCCAGAGAGGAAGACAAAAGGUACGUGGUGGUGUCGGGGACGCCAUUGAAGAUCCUGGAGCAUCUGCUGAGCGACCUGCGGCUGGAUGACCAAAGAGGGGCGCCAGAGAGCACGGAAAGUGAAAUGCUGCUGGAUGACUUCCUGUUAACCUACCUGGUGUUCAUGUCCACCAACGACCUGUGUCAGGCUCUGCUGGGGCACUAUAGCGGCGCUCGCAGUCGAGGCCAGGAAGAGGGCAAGGAUACCCUCUUCAGGAAGCGCAAGGUCCUGCAGCUGGUCUCCCACUGGAGUCGACUCUACAAGGACUUCCUCAAAGAGGAGGAGCACGUUCGCGGAUUUAUGAAGACACUUUACAGGUGCGUCCUUGAGGAUCUCUACGAGUUUCCAACACUGGAAAAAGACCUCAAAGAGUUUCAGAAGCUUCUACGCCGUAGACACACAGUGGAGGACUGUCCACCCAACCAAAAGAGCAAACAAAUCCACCAACAACUGAGUUUGAAGGAAAACGGUUUGCAACUCCGAAGUCCUCCAUCUGACGCAAGAGAAGUUAUUUGCUGUGUCUACGUGAGCGCCGACUCCUACCUGAGCGUCCACACGCAUCCCUCGCUAGAAGCCCACGAGCUGCUAAGAAUCGUGAGACUGAAGAUGGACCGGUCAGAAGAAGACAUGGUGCUCGCUGUCUUCACGCACACUGGAGAGCGCAGGAUGUUACAGCCGAGCGACUGCGUGUAUUCGGAGUCGCUGACGCCGCAGGGGAAGCUUGUCGUCUGUCGGAGGGAUUUCGUGGAGAUCUUGCCCCCUUUAACUGACGGCGCUGAGCUCAGCAGGAGGGCGGUGCGCCUUUUGGGGAUUAACACGUGGGACGUGGCGGCAGCUCUCACGCACCUGGACUGGAGUCUAUUCAAAUCCAUCCAUGAGCAAGAGCUAGUUUACUACACACUCCGACGUUUCCCCGGCGGCGGCCACACGGCGGCGCUGCAAGUCUUGCUGCAGCGCUGCAACGAGGUGCAGCAGUGGGUCAUGUCCGAAGUCCUCAUGUGUGCGUCGCUCAACAAGCGAGUACAACUACUGAAAAAGUUCAUCAAGAUUGCAGCACAUUGCAAAACGCAGCGGAAUUUAAACUCCGCCUUCGCGAUCAUCAUGGGACUCAACACGGCGGCAGUGAGUCGACUCAACCAAACCUGGGAGAAAUGUCCAGGAAAGUUCAAGAAACUUUUCGCAGAGUUGGAGCUGAUCACGGAUCCGUCUCUUAACCACAAAGCUUACAGAGAAGCUUUCAAGAGAAUGAAACCUCCAAAGAUCCCUUUUAUGCCUCUUCUUUUGAAAGAUAUCACCUUUAUCCAUGAGGGCAACAAGACCUUCCAUGACAACCUGGUGAACUUUGAGAAGUUGCACAUGAUCGCAGACACAGUCCGAAUGAUUCGACACUGCCAAAGCGACCAAACAGGCAACGAAGUGAUCGGAGUGGACAGCGCCGAGUUGCGGGCGAGCGUCCACUACUUACACAUCAUCGACAAUCAGCAGACACUCUUCGAACUCUCCCACAAACUCGAACCGCGGGCCUAG